Messenger RNA from Capronia coronata CBS 617.96, 903 nucleotides. RefSeq names its product solute carrier family 25, member 46. Bases 1 to 903 code for a protein of 300 amino acids. Gene Ontology annotation, biological process: mitochondrial L-ornithine transmembrane transport. The record is from RefSeq and is a predicted model, not a curated record. The transcript is spliced from 2 exons. Gene Ontology annotation, molecular function: L-ornithine transmembrane transporter activity. Lineage: Eukaryota; Fungi; Ascomycota; Eurotiomycetes; Chaetothyriales; Herpotrichiellaceae.
AUGGGCGACAGCGUCGAGGUGAUUGAGGCGGACGUGGCUAACGGCGGCAAUUGGGCCAGAACCGCGAAGGAUUUGUUCGCAGGCGCUGCUGGAGGUGUGGCGCAAGUUUUACUAGGUAAGUCGUCAGAUAUCGUCAAAGUACGCCUCCAGACAUCCUCAAAGUAUCCCAGCGCCGUCUCAUGCGCAAGUUCCAUCCUUCAAAAUGAAGGACCCCUAGCAUUCUACAAGGGGACGCUCACUCCACUGAUCGGAAUUGGAGCAUGUGUGUCUGUUCAGUUCGGGGCGUUCCACUAUGCCCGUCGUGCAUUUGAGGAGCGGAACCUCAAGGCCAACCCAGCAGGUCCGGCUCAGUUAUCGUACGGCCAAUAUUAUCUGGCUGGCGCUUUUGCAGGUCUUACGAACUCUGUCCUGUCGGGCCCUAUCGAACACGUCAGAAUCCGGCUGCAGACGCAACCCCAUGGCGCGGACCGGCUGUACAAUGGACCGGUCGAUUGUGUUAAGAAACUCUCCGCCCAUGAAGGUGUGCUCCGGGGUCUUUAUCGGGGUCAGGCCGUCACACUGUGGCGUGAAGCUCAAGCAUACGGUGUCUGGUUUCUGUCCUUUGAGUAUCUCAUGGCGCUAGACAUGAAACGAAACAAUGUCAAGCGAUCUGAUAUCUCGUCAUACAAGGUCGCAUUCUAUGGCGGAUUGGCAGGUGAGGCACUAUGGAUCGCCAGUUAUCCGUUUGAUGUGGUCAAGAGCAAAAUGCAAAGCGACGGCUUCGGAAAGGACCAGACAUACAAAACCAUGCGAGACUGCUUUUCCCAGACGUGGAAGGCUGAAGGCUGGAGGGGUUUCUGGAGAGGUAUCGGCCCAACCAUGUUCAGGGCCAUGCCUGUCAGUGCAGGGACAUUUGCUGUGUAA